Molecule: messenger RNA, 774 nt
Organism: Rhopalosiphum padi (bird cherry-oat aphid)
Lineage: Eukaryota; Metazoa; Arthropoda; Insecta; Hemiptera; Aphididae
Product: E3 SUMO-protein ligase KIAA1586-like
Exons: 3
Coding region: 1-774 (257 amino acids)
Source: RefSeq, a predicted model, not a curated record
AUGAUUGACGAAUCGACUACACUGAGCACAAAGUGUACACUUAUUUUAUAUAUUUUAUCAAACUUCGAUUCAGAGAUUCCUAUUGUAGUAUUUUUGGACUUAAUAGAGCUGGAUGGGCAAGACGCUAAUUGGAUUGCAUUUGCAAGUGAUGGAGCUAGUGUAAUGACAGGCACGAAAUCUGGAGUAGCUGCUAAACUUUGUGAGAAGAUACCGCAACUAUUUACGUGGCAUUGUUUAUGUCAUCGCCUUGAACUUUCAGUGCAUGAUGUCAUAAAAGAUGUGCAAGGUGCUUCUCGUUUUCAAAGUUUAAUGGAUAAACUUUACUCUUAUUAUCACCAAAGUCCUAAAAAUUCUAGGGCCUUAGACGAAGCUUGUUUGGAGGUUGGAAUUGAAAUGAAAAAAAUUGGUCGUAUUUUAAACGUGCGUUGGUCUGCCAGUAGUUUUCGUACGAUUAAAGCCGUGUGGGAAAAUUAUCCAGGGAUACAUAAGCACGUGAGUCAAACUCUUGAAACUGGAUUAAAAAAAAAAUUAGAAUCUUCUUCUUUCCUAGAGGAGCUUGGACUCUUUUAUGAUGUCCUUUUUGAACUCGGAAUGCUGUCUUGUAUACUUCAAUCAAGGAAAACAACAUUAAUGCGCGCUCAAUCAGAAAUGUGUAGAACAAUUAGAAUUCUAGAAAGCCUGAAGACAGAACCUGGUGAAAAAGAAAAAGAAAUCAUAGAAGCUAUACAAAAACGAAUUCAUAAAGGCAUAAAUAUUACAAUCACAAAUCGAUAG